UUCUGGGUCACAUGUGGUUUAGACUACGGUUAUACCACAAAAGGAAGUAGAUGGAGAUAUCAAGAAGAGCGUGGCUGGAGCCCAACUCACUACCCUGUGGACCACCGCCGCCUCGACAUGCUGCUCUGUCUACUGCUGUGUCUGUUGCCUGUUAUAGUGACGGUAACCGAGGCCCAGUACCCGAGGCCUGGAGACUGCCCUCCUGCCUUACCCGUGGGAGUUUGCUACCCCAGCUGUUCCCAGGAUGGUCAGUGUGAGGGAUUCUACAAGUGCUGUGCCACGGCUUGUGGAGGCACGGUAUGCAGCAGACCUGUCACCAGCCGCAGGUUUGCCAACUUGAAGAGUGGAGUGUGUCCUGCAAAGCCGACGGGUCCCUGGGUGUGCUCCAACAGGUGCGCAAUGGACAGCGAUUGUCGCGGGCGGCUCAAGUGUUGUCGCAACCGAUGUGGUGCUCUGGCCUGUGUAGCACCCGAGACUGGUAUCAUGUUUCAGGACUAUAACAAUUUGUAACUCUGGUUUAUAGUAACACAGAUAUUAUUCUUUAUAACAUUGAUAAAGUGAAACUAAACUGAUUGUUUGUUAAAUACUAUGCAAUAUUUGAAAUGUUCAUUAGGAAAAAUCUGUAAGAUAAGCCAAUGCAUGUGUAUAUUUUCAGUCAAUAUUCUAUCAAUAUCAAAAAGUAAGCAAUCUUUUAUUAACGUUAGAAAAAAUACAAUUUAGACAAUUUAAAUUUAUUUGAUUCAAUAGCCAAAUAUUAGAAUGACUGUAUUGAAAUGUAGACCAUAGAAAGCUCAAUUACUAUUGUUCAUGUCAAUGCAUCAAAACAAUGCUAUUUUGUACAUUUAAUUUUAAUAGAUUUAUAGAUAACCAAUGUUAAAAACUGAACUUUUAAAUCAUACCCUAUAUGAAAUAUUAAUUAAAUGAAAUAUGUAUUUUAACUUGUUUUAUUUUCAAUGAGUAGCUAUAUUUUCUAUUUUUAUAAUUUUAUAUUUACCUA
Molecule: messenger RNA, 997 nt
Organism: Homalodisca vitripennis (glassy-winged sharpshooter)
Lineage: Eukaryota; Metazoa; Arthropoda; Insecta; Hemiptera; Cicadellidae
Product: waprin-Rha1
Exons: 2
Coding region: 118-510 (130 amino acids)
Cellular component (GO): extracellular region
Molecular function (GO): peptidase inhibitor activity
Source: RefSeq, a predicted model, not a curated record